Molecule: messenger RNA, 2342 nt
Organism: Sorex araneus (European shrew)
Lineage: Eukaryota; Metazoa; Chordata; Mammalia; Eulipotyphla; Soricidae
Gene: LPCAT1
Product: lysophosphatidylcholine acyltransferase 1
Exons: 14
Coding region: 4-1596 (530 amino acids)
Molecular function (GO): calcium ion binding
Source: RefSeq, a predicted model, not a curated record
GCCAUGAGGCUGCGGGGACGCGGCCCCGCGGCCGCCCCCGCCGCCAGCGCGGGCCCCGGCGACGCGCGGCGCCUGGCGCCCCCGGGGCGGAACCCCUUCGUGCACGAGCUGCGCCUCGGCGCGCGGCGCAAGGCCCAGCUGCUCCUGAUGUCGCUGACCCUCUUCCCCCUGCGCCUGCUGCUGGCCGUCCUCAUGAUGCUGCUGGCCUGGCCCCUGGCCCUGCUCGCCUCGCUGGGACCCGAGGACCAGGAGCCCCCCACAGACCCCGCCCUGUGGCGGAAGGUGGUGGACGUCCUGCUGAAGGCCAUCAUGCGCACCAUGUGGUUCGCCGGCGGCUUCCACCACGUGUCUGUGAAGGGGCGCCGGGCGCUGCCCACCGAGGCCACCAUCCUCACGCUGGCCCCGCACUCCUCCUACUUUGACGCCAUCCCCGUCACCAUGACCAUGUCGUCCAUCGUCAUGAAGGCAGAGAGCAGGGACAUCCCCAUCUGGGGCACCCUGAUCAAGUACAUCCGGCCCGUGUUCGUGUCGCGCUCGGACCAGGACUCCCGGAGGAAGACGGUGGAGGAGAUCAAGAGGCGAGCCCAGUCCAACGGGCGGUGGCCGCAGAUAAUGAUCUUUCCAGAAGGGACUUGCACCAACAGAACGUGCUUGAUCACCUUCAAGCCCGGUGCCUUCAUCCCGGGGGUCCCCGUCCAGCCCGUCGUGCUGCGCUACCCCAACAAGCUGGACACCAUCACGUGGACGUGGCAGGGACCUGGCGCGCUGGAGAUUCUGUGGCUCACGCUCUGCCAGCUGCACAGCCGCGUGGAGAUCGAGUUCCUGCCCGUGUACCACCCCUCGGAGGAGGAGAGGAGCGACCCGGCGCUGUACGCCAGCAACGUGCGGCGCCUCAUGGCAGAGGCCCUGGGCGUCCCUGUCACUGACUACACCUUCGAGGACUGCCAGCUGGCCCUGGCCGAGGGACAGCUCCGCCUCCCUGUGGACACCUGCCUUCUGGAAUUCGCCAGGCUGGUGAGGGGCCUGGGGCUGCGGCCCGAGAAGCUGGAGAAGGAGCUGGACCGCUACUCGGAGCGCGCCCGGCAGCGGGGCGCCGUGAAGAUGGGGCUCCCCGAGUUCGCGGCCUGCCUGGGGGUGCCCGAGUCCCCAGCCCUGAGCGACUUGCUGAGCCUGUUUGACGAGGGCGGGGACGGCAAGAUCGACCUGCGUGAGUACGUGGUGGCCUUGUCAGUCGUGUGCCGGCCAUCCCGGACCCUGGACACCGUCCAGCUGGCGUUCAAGAUGUACGGCCGCCCUGAGGAUGGCAGCAUUGACAAGGACACCCUGGCCUGCAUCCUGCAGACGGCCCUGGGGGUGUCCGAGCUGCGCGUGACCAGCCUCUUCCGGGCCAUCGACCACGAGGGCAGGGGCCGGGUCACGUUUGCCGACUUCAGCAGGUUUGCGGGCGUGUGCCCCAACUUCGCCGAGGAGUACCUGCACGCAGAGCGCCGCGUGCCGGGCGCCCCGGCCCUCACCCCCAACGGCUUCUGUGCCGACUUCAGUCCCGACAGCGCAGAUUUGGCAGGGCAGGAGCCUUCUGACAAGAAGCUGGACUAGAUGGGAACCUUCUGGAACCUGCUCCACCAGCCGCCCUGCCUGGGGCGGGGGCCGGCGGGGGCCCCAGAGCCCGGGUCCUGCAGUGCCCGCCUGCCCGCCCGCCCCCUCUGCCGGUGGCGCUGGGUGUCACGUUUCUACAUUUGUGGGGGCUGACGAGUAUUUUAUAAAUCUCAUUUAGAUACUGGGAGAAACAUUCAGCCUUUUUUUAAAAAAAAGAAAAAAAGAGAAGAUUCUUUUCUGACUUUUUCUGGGCUCAGAACUUCUCUGCCUCAGGCCCUUCCUGGCUCGGGAGCCGGUGGGCAGGCGGACGGUGGCGCGCAGCCGCCCCGUGACCCCGCGCGUGGCAGUGCAGGGGUGCUGUGGGGGCUGUGGGUGUCUGACUCCGAGGUGAGGCUUGUAGAUUGGAAGCCCCCCAAGCCUGGGGCGGGGGCCUGAGGGGGACCCCAAGUCCGGCAGCCCCAGCCUUGGCCGCUGCCGGCCCCAGAGACCCAGACGCAGUCUCGGUGCUCACACCUGGUUUUAGGACGACAAAGCACAGAUCCCGUUUUUUUACAGAGCCAACUCCUGGCGACCCCCAGGGAGGUGACUGGGGCACUUGUGGGGGUCCCGAGGCUGAGCAUGACGGGUGUCUGGUGACCCUGAUGUCAGCCUGUGAAAGGACCCUGCGGCACGGCGGCGUGGGCGGGAUGGACAGUCCAGGGCCCGGGUCGUCUACGAGAGAAUAAAGUGGAGCUUCUACAACCCAA